Messenger RNA from Pichia kudriavzevii, 1392 nucleotides. RefSeq lists its product as uncharacterized. Gene Ontology annotation, molecular function: dolichyl pyrophosphate Glc2Man9GlcNAc2 alpha-1,2-glucosyltransferase activity. Lineage: Eukaryota; Fungi; Ascomycota; Pichiomycetes; Pichiales; Pichiaceae. Gene Ontology annotation, cellular component: endoplasmic reticulum. The transcript has a single exon. The record is from RefSeq and is a predicted model, not a curated record. Bases 1 to 1392 code for a protein of 463 amino acids. Gene Ontology annotation, biological process: protein N-linked glycosylation; dolichol-linked oligosaccharide biosynthetic process.
AUGACUACUGUGGGAACCUUGAUUGAUAUUGCAGCGACGGCAAUUGCUGGAAUGCCACUGCGUCAAUUUGUGGAAGACGUUAGCCUCCGUGUGAAUUAUCUAUUCAUUGAUGAAAACUUUCAUUACCCACAAUUAAAGACCAUCUUGAGUGGCGAUUAUACAUCUUGGGAUUCCAAAAUUACCACUCCGCCGGGGCUAUACUAUUUGACGGCAUUAUAUGCUAAAUUAAGCAAUGUCCAGGUCAACCUGGCUAACAUGAGAAUGUUCAAUUAUCUGGGCGGCUUAUUUUUGGCCACAUUGUUAAUCUCUAUCAGAAGAAAUAUGAAGAACCCUGGUUUUGCCAGUGCAAGCAUCUAUCUAAACCCACUAAUUGCAAUUUUCUAUUCAUUGUAUUAUACUGAUGUUUGGGCAAGUGCUGUUGUUAUCGCAGCGUAUGCCAUCAUACUCCAGAGACCCGUUGGUUUCAAAUUCACAGCUUGGCUAUCUGCCAUGAUAGGUUUGUUAUCGGUAACUUUCAGACAAACAAAUAUUGCAUGGUGUGUUUUCUUACUUGCAACUUUGAUUGAUGCCAAGUGUAAAGUUGACGGUAUAUAUAGGUAUGAAAAUGAAAUUGACGAUUUUGUUACUUUCAUCAAAACAGCCCUGAAAAACUUUGAUAUUAUUCUUCCAUAUGCAAUUACUGGAGGAUUGUUUGUUGGGUUUUCGGUAUUGAACGGUGGUGUUGCCUUGGGAGAUAAGGAAAAUCAUGUGUUGGUACCACAUCUAGCUCAGCUUUGUUAUUGUGCGACUUUCAUUGUUGCACUUACCGUACCUCAAUGGUUUUCUUUAUCUAUACUUUUUGAGUACGUUGGUGACAAUUUUUUGACUAUUAAAGGAUUGUUAUUCAAUGCAACCUGGAUUCCAAUUUUGAGUAUGAUGGUCUACAACUUCACUAUUGUUCAUCCUUUUGUUCUUGCAGAUAAUAGACAUUACACUUUCUACAUAGUUCACCGGUUUAUUACCAGGACUGAAAAUUCGAGGAUGCAGUUGGUUCCAAUAUACCACUUCUCAUGCUAUGUGAUUUACAAAAUGUUCAAGCAAAACGAAGUGAAACACUUAACUUCAAAGGUAGUAUAUCAUGCGUUCUUAGCAUGUACGCUCAUUUCAGUUUGCCUCUCGCCAUUAUUUGAGCCAAGGUAUUAUAUUUUGCCAGUAAUUUUCUACAGAUUAUUAACAAGCACGAGUGACAGGCCGUUUUUAGGACUUCCACUUUUAAGAAAAUAUAAUGUUGGAAUUAGGCUUGUUCUGGAAGUUUUUUGGAGUUGGUUUUGGACACAGGCAAUAUAUAUCAUCUUCUUGCAAUUCACAUUUGAAUGGGAUGAUUUACCUGACUUACAGAGAAUCAUCUGGUAG